AUGGAAAGCUUUCCACAUUUCACGCUCGUUGAGGACAAAUUAAAGACGAAGGUCUUCGUUUCGGUUUUGGAUUCCGUUUCUCCGAAUCGAAUUCCAAAGACGGAAACACUCGCAAAGCAGCCACGGAGGAAGCCGAAGUUGGAAUUUGCUCGAGCAUGGCUGAUGAACUUCCUCACACCCCAUGGACAGCAUUCACCAUGCCCAACCAAGAAGAUACACGUCCAUGGAUUCACCAUCAAGCAACUUUAUCGACUCAUGCAGGAAAGCUGCGUUGCUAAGGGAUGCCUGAAAGAGAACCUUCUCAAAUACGUCCGUUUCACUUCUCUCGUGAAGGACAUGAACAUCUCAAUCCCCAAGCCAGACGCCUUCCUGAGUUGUGGCACAUGCACCCAAAUCAAGAAACAGUGGAGAGCUCUGACUGGGGAAGCCCGAAGAGAACUGGAACGCAUUGGUGAAAGGCAUUUGAAGAUGGCUGAAUGCUAUUUCAUUCUAACAUUUGUAGGAGUGAUGGUAUACACGGGCAAGGGGAUCCUCGAGUUCGCAUAUGUUGACAUGGGUCAAUGCCCCCACGAUUCCAAUUAG
Darwinula stevensoni is the source of this 582-nucleotide messenger RNA. NCBI's taxonomy places the organism in Eukaryota, Metazoa, Arthropoda, Ostracoda, Podocopida, Darwinulidae. The record is from the annotation of a GenBank genome assembly.